Polypterus senegalus (gray bichir) is the source of this 1502-nucleotide messenger RNA. Its product is annotated as small integral membrane protein 32-like. The coding region runs from base 999 to 1322 and encodes 107 amino acids. The record is from RefSeq and is a predicted model, not a curated record. NCBI's taxonomy places the organism in Eukaryota, Metazoa, Chordata, Cladistia, Polypteriformes, Polypteridae. The transcript has a single exon.
UGAGUCCGGAGUCACAUGCUUUCACACAUCUGAAGGCUCGGUGACAAUUCAUUUGUUCAUGUUACAUAUCCUUGCCGUUUUAACAUUUGCUGGUGGUCUGCUUCGUCUGAUUUUUUUUUUCCUUAAAGCUUACGGCAGAUGCGACAAAGGCUUUUUUAGUGGAAUCACUAUCGGUUUGCCUGUUUACUUGCUGACAAAGAAGAUAAAAAACAGCAAAUGCGAGACUUAUAGAGAAAGGGAAUAAAUAGCAACGGAUGCGGGAAUCCUGGCGAGCGGCUCAGGUAGCCUAUAAUCGGGAUUCGGGAUUCGCCGCGCCUCCUCCAGUGCGCCGGAGAGCUGCCAGUUGGGGCUGGUGACAGAGAGGCGAAUCAUGGAGCGAUUCUCCUGUGGAUUAAGUUGUCAAGCAGUUCGUGGAACGGUUUUAGAAAAGAUGUACACUUUGCUAAGCCCUAGUGCUGUUUAGCCACAUUUCCGGCGAGGCGCUCGCUUUGAGGAGCGGAUUCUUACUUCUUUACUCACACCGUCCAAAGCAGCAAGAGUGCGGGUCUGCACUGGCUCGGCCACAUAACACGAGUGCUUCACAGAGUGGCAGGUUGGCAUCGCGUUGUUUUGCUGCUCUGCUCUGCUCAUUUGGUUGGGAUGGAAUGAAUGCACCGUUACUCGGUGUUUCACGCUGCUGUGGUGCGGGUGUGAAAACUUCAGAUCCAGGUGUUCAACAGAGGACCGGCAUUAUUGGGCAAAUCGCACCUGAAUAGAAUCGGCUCUUCUAAAAUCUUUUUAUCUUUCUUCUUAUUAUUAUUUUUAUUUUUUAUUUUUUGAGUUUUCACAUGAGUCAGAAGAGUCUGGAAGUAACACUGCAAUCUGCGGGCAAAGCAUUUGCGAUUCUAAUGUACCUGCGGUGUGCCAGGUGCCACAGGUAACAGAACAAGUACGGGGCAUUGUCGGUUUUAUUUUUCCCUUCCUGUGCACUUUAGCAGCUGUUACAAACUGCAGGUAAGAUGCUCAAAGGAUUACUGAUCAACUCCACUUCCUCUCCCAGUUUUGAAACGAUGGCCCAAACCAGCACGCCCAGUUUAAACACGUCGCAAGCCGCAGUCAGCGUGGCGGCGCUGCUCAAGCCAACCGGCCGCGGGCUUCGCGAAGGAGACUUAAACAAACCCGACCUGCUCACCUAUCUCGUUAUGUUUCUCAUUUUGUUUUUGCUGGUCGUGCUCAUUGUGUUUUUUAUCAAUUGCCAGCUGAAGAAUUCCUUCUUUAUGUCUCUGCCCUACGACAGGUCGCUACGGGAAGCCCGCAAUUCGUGGAGAACUGCCAGGGUGUGAUGGAAUCUGACGGCGCAUCCCGUUACAUCGUCCGGGGGGACCCGGUGGACAAUUGUGUCUAUGCAUUCGUUUUAUAAUUCGAUUCUGUUGUAAUUUAGAACCAAAACCAAAAAAAGAUGGAAAUCUGUAAGGAGAGCAGCAGGCUCAUUUAUCACAAUACACGACUCGUUUUGAACUUUU